AUGAUGAGCAUCUAUUUGAGUCGAUCAUUUCCAAGAUCUAAUUCAAGUUUAUUCUUAUGUAGUGGAAAGGCCUUACAAUCUGAAGUUUUACGCUUAAGGGAAGAAAUGUUCUUGGUGGAUGCAGGACCUGGGACCCCCAGAAUUUGUAUGCAAGAUGAGCCUGCAAGAGUGCCAAUCAACCGAGCCACCAGGUUUGAGAAUAAGGUGGAAUCCCUGGAUCUAGUGGCCGGUGAAUCACUGAUCAAAAAGCAGAUUUUGGAGAGAUUCUUCAUCGAUCUAGUGGCCGGUGAAUCACUGAUCAAAGAGCGAGCAGCCGCCAGGUUUAAUGAUUUGGUGGGAUCCACAGAUGUAGUGGCUGGUGAACCGCUUCUUCUUCUUCCACGAAGAUUCAGACAAAAGCGAGCUUGGAUGGAACUGAACAAGAUUUGGCGAACGAAUACAAAGGUAAAAGGCUUUUUUAUUAGGAAAAUAAAAGGAGGCUAUCAAGUAGCCAUCGCGGGUUUCAUUACUUUUUUUCCAUUCCGCCGUUUUCGCGAAAGAAAAAGAAAAGGGAUAUCAAAUGAUCGAUUCAACAUUGAGAGCAUUAACAUUAACCCCAAAAGGACGAAUAUUGUGGUGUUCUAACAGCGGCAGAUCAAACAAGAACUUUAUGAGCGCUGACGAAAAAAAAAGAGCAGUUUUUUCAAUUCCGAAGCGAAGCCUAGCGUCUCCUGAUAACACUCUAUCACCUUAAUCCAUUCUUUUGUUGAGGGUCUGGCACUUAUUACAGGCCGCUCUGUCAUUGUCUGAUUUUUGGUUGUCUGAUCACAGUCGAAAUUCAAAAUGUAUCUACUUAUCGUAAUUUUGCCCCUUAUCGGUAGUUCCGUAGCAGGUUUUUUCGGACGUUUUCUAGGAUCAGAAGGAAGCGCUAUAAUGACCACUACGUGCGUUUCAUUCUCUUCGAUCUUAUCUUUGAUUGCUUUUUAUGAAGUCGCACCGGGAGCUAGUGCUUGCUAUCUAAGAAUUGCUCCAUGGAUCUCAUCGGAAAUGUUUGAUGCUUCUUGGGGCUUCUUUGGCGACCGUGAAGUCACCGGAUGAAUUGCCGAGUAGAUAGAUCAGAUCCGGACGCGGCUGUUGCUCCGCGGCGAUACGGACUCGACCCGCUCCUACCCACCCCGGGGCACCAUAGCAUGUCGGGAAUAAGGGGGGACAUACUGGACGUAACCACUCCCUUGGGGGCUGUGCCGCCCUGCCUUUCGAUCGAUACACAGUUGAGUAGGCCAAUCACGAACGCUACAGGUGUGGGAGCGAUCCUGGUCAGGGAAGGCUAAGACGGCGCCUCGCAUAUGGGUAGCAAGAGGGCGCUUAUGCCCCGACGGUGGGGCCUUAUGGGGAAGGGCCCA
Prosopis cineraria is the source of this 1382-nucleotide messenger RNA. Its product is annotated as ribosomal protein S1, mitochondrial-like. The transcript has a single exon. The coding region runs from base 1 to 624 and encodes 207 amino acids. The record is from RefSeq and is a predicted model, not a curated record. Lineage: Eukaryota; Viridiplantae; Streptophyta; Magnoliopsida; Fabales; Fabaceae.